Molecule: messenger RNA, 6419 nt
Organism: Pezoporus occidentalis (night parrot)
Lineage: Eukaryota; Metazoa; Chordata; Aves; Psittaciformes; Psittacidae
Gene: GRK4
Product: G protein-coupled receptor kinase 4
Exons: 17
Coding region: 245-2020 (591 amino acids)
Biological process (GO): regulation of signal transduction; signal transduction; protein phosphorylation
Cellular component (GO): cytoplasm
Molecular function (GO): G protein-coupled receptor kinase activity; ATP binding
Source: RefSeq, a predicted model, not a curated record
GGUAGAGCCAUGGUCGGGGCGGGCGGUUGCUGCCUGCUCCUUGCCUCCGCCCUCGGGGAGGGGGAGGCCGGUGCCGGGGCGAGCAGCGGGUGAUGGGGAAGAGGCGAGCGCAGCGCUGAGGUCCUGCGGGGCCGGAUGAGCGGAGGCUUGGCGUCGCGGCGGUGGCGGGGCUGGAGGAGGGGGCGAAGGAGGCAGUAGGGGCGGCCUCCACUCCGGCUGCCCUGAGGAGAAGGAGCCCCCGACCAUGGAAAUCGAGAACAUCGUGGCCAACACGGUGCUGCUGAAAGCCCGGGAGGGCAAACGGAGUGGGCGCAGUAAAAAAUGGAAAGAGAUGCUGAAGUUGCCACCUGUUAGUCACUGUGAAGGUAUUAGAUGCUCAAUUGAAAGAGACUAUAACCAGCUUUGUGACAAACAGCCGAUAGGAAGACUUCUCUUCAGACAGUUCUGUGAUUCCAGACCAGAUCUAAAAAGAUGCAUUGAAUUUCUGGAUGCAGUGGCAGAAUAUGAGGUAUCUUCAGAUGAAAAACGUAUAGACUGUGGCCUGAAAGUUUUAGAGACGUACUUCACUAAUGGGUCUGCAGCACACUUGCCAGAAAUACCUCAGGAAACAGUAAAUGAAUGUAAAGCAAGACUGGAAAAGAACCCUUCUAAGGACCUUUUUAUGGACUGCACUAGAAUUGUCCAUGAAUACCUAAGCAAAAGACCUUUCGAAGCUUACCAAGAAAGUGUGUAUUUUUCCCGUUUUUUACAGUGGAAAUGGCUGGAAAAGCAACCAGUAACCAAACACACGUUCAGGCAUUACCGAGUAUUAGGCAAAGGUGGAUUUGGAGAGGUGUGUGCCUGUCAAGUACGGGCAACAGGAAAAAUGUAUGCUUGUAAAAAGCUAGAAAAAAAGAGAAUAAAGAAGAGGAAAGGAGAAUCAAUGGCUCUAAAUGAAAAAAGAAUUCUAGAAAAAGUGAAUAGUAGGUUUGUAGUUAGUUUAUCCUAUACAUAUGAGACGAAAGAUGCCCUGUGUUUAGUAUUAACCAUAAUGAAUGGAGGGGAUUUGAAGUUUCACAUAUAUAACAUGGGAAAUCCUGGCUUUGAUGAAGAAAGGGCUAUUUUCUAUGCUGCAGAACUGUGCUGUGGUCUGGAGGAUUUGCAGAAGGAGAGAAUUGUUUACAGAGACUUAAAGCCUGAAAAUAUACUCCUGGAUGACUGUGGACAUAUCAGAAUUUCAGAUCUUGGAUUAGCUGUGCAGAUUCCAGAAGGAGAAACGGUCCGAGGACGGGUUGGGACUGUUGGUUACAUGGCUCCAGAAGUGCUGAAAAACGAGAAGUACACAUUCAGCCCGGAUUGGUGGGGUCUCGGGUGCUUGAUUUAUGAAAUGAUUGAAGGACAGUCUCCAUUCAGGAAACAUAAGGAAAGGGUCAAACGGGAUGAAAUUGACAGGAGAGUAAAGGAAGACCAGGAAACAUAUUCUGACAAGUUCUCAGAGGAGGCAAAAUCAAUCUGCAGGAUGAAUGUUGUAGUUUGGAUUUCCAGUUCAUUUUUAUAUCAUGAUAAAUUUCACGUAAUAAAAAGCCAAUUACUUGCUAAAAAUCCAGGGGAACGACUGGGUUGCACAGAAGACGGAGCUACUAUUGUAAAGCAACAUCCUAUUUUCAAGAAUAUUAACUUCAAGAGGCUGGAAGCUAACAUGUUAGAACCUCCAUUUUUGCCAGAUCCACGUGCCGUAUAUUGUAAAGAUGUCCUGGACAUAGAGCAGUUCUCAACAGUAAAAGGAGUGAACCUGGAUACUACAGAUGAUGACUUCUAUUCCAAAUUUGUUACGGGUUGUGUCUCAAUCCCUUGGCAAAAUGAGAUGAUUGAAACGGGAUGCUUUGAAGAUAUCAAUGCAUAUGAAACUGAUGGUACUGUGUCACCAGACAGAGAGAGGUCUCCUAAACCAAAGAGAGGCUUUUUUCACAGACUUUUUAGUGGAGAGGUCUGCUUUAAAUCUGAUUGCAGUGACGAUGAGCAGGAGUCCUCCCGACUUUAAAUUGUUUUGCUCUCAUCAGAAAGGAUGAGCAAACUUUAAAUGUUUUAUAUCUCUGUAGCAAAGUGUAUUAUAUAUAUUUUUUAUCUGAGUUCAAGAUUUUUGUACAUUUGUACUUCAUUUGUUUUAAGAUGUAUAUUUUCACUAAAGCUUAAUUGUACAAAACGCAAUGAGUGCCAUUUGAGUGAGUGUGUUUCUGUAUGUAUUUGAUUUACCUUGAUUUUUUUUUUUUUUUUUUUUUUUUUUCCUCCCAGUGGAAUGAAUCUAGAAAUACUGAAAGGAUUUUAAAGCACAGAGAUAUCUAUGGCAUCAGCGUAACUUGACUUUGUAUGCUAUUGGUAAAAUUCUUCUGUUCAGGGCCUUUAUUAGCAGUUUUUCUUAACAGUAAAAUUGCUGUACUGAUAAAUUCCAGAAUUCUGGUAUUAUCCAGCAGCGUGGCAGUCCUCUCUUACCUAAUGUAUCUCUCAAGCAACUGCUAAGGAAAAAAAGGAAUUCGGUGCACUAUGGCCAGCUAUUAUGGAACUGCUCUUUACUCUCUCACUCUGUAGAACAUCUUUCUGUAUUUCUAUAUGUAUGGCGAAUUCUGACCAUUUAGCUUAAUCCUGUAACAAACUAUAUUUACCCCAUUCUUGUUUUCUACCCGUCUUACGUAUCCUCUCUGUACAGUUUCUUGGCAUGGACUUUGUGAGUAGACCCAUGCCAAAAUUCUGGAGUUAUAUUUUGAGUACUUUGUUGUCUUUACUAAAAGGGUUUAUUUUUACCUGUGGGGGCACCUUUUUAGUUUUUCCUGUAAAUUAAAUUGUUUACAACUCCCUGUAGGAUGUUACAGUUUUAUAAUGGGUUACAAAACAAAGCAUGGGCUCAUUACUAACUUCAUCUCUGCUUAUUAUGUUGGAAUGCGCAAUAUUAUGGGGUUGACAGCAAUCACUGCAACUGAGGGAAGAACAAAGUAGUAUUAAGUGUCAAAUUUAAUUAUGUAAAUAAUCUUUCCUUAGAACCUUUAAAAACUUAAGCAUUAAAGGCAGGUUUUAAUGUUUGCUUGACGCAGAUGUGGAGCUGGUAUUGAAGUUUUAGUUAUGAUUACCUGAUGCUCAUAAGCAAAACUGUUUCCAGCUGCUUGAAAGCUUGUCAAACUUCCCUUCUUCUGGACUCAAAGUAUGCCAGGCUUUCUUUUCAUCUUGUAAAGUUUCUGGUAAAACUGUUAAUGUGUGUAUGAGAAUGAAUUUAGGGAACACAUUAAGAGCUGCUUCUGGUUUCAAAAUUGGAGUUAGGGAUUUCAAAUAUAAUGGAACACUCUUGGAGUUGGAGACAAGACAUUUGUUACAUAGCUUGUUCUGUGCUCUGAAGAUUUGUCUCCUCUGAGUGCGAAUGUUUCUUUUUUCUCUCAAACCUCUAGGGCACCAACUAGACCACACAUGUAUUAUACACACAGAGCUCCUGAUUGUCCCUCUACCUCAAAUAGGUUUGUGCUUGUGAUCUGCAGACCCACUGCAAAAACUUUAAGCUGCUUCUGAAAAACUUGCAAGACACAUUUGAUGCUCAAGCCUAUUGUCAGGUUUAAAUUCACAGUAUUCUGUCUCUAGUGACAAAUACAUUAAUGGGUUGGACUUUGAAUAAAGUUGGAAAACCAGUGUGUUACAGAACCCUACUGGGGAUGAGGUGGUGUCUAUGUGAAAUUGUUCCUCUUGGCUACUGUGCCACCAAAAUAAGGAAUGAGUCUCUCCCUGUGUUUUCAGUGCAGUUUUCCUGAUGUCUAAAACAGCAGAGGACAGCAAAAUGACUGCUGUAAAAAGUGCAAAGGGAGAAACUGGCAGAGGGAGAGUGUUUGAAUGAAUUACUGGAAGAUAGUCUGAUGCAAUAGUGGGAGGCUUGACAAGAAGAGAAAUAUCUGAAAUAAGGGUGUUGGCUGGAGCCAUUAUAUGUGAGACAAUGAGCUGGCAGAGUCUGACCUGACCCUCUUUAUUAUGUACCACAGUAACAGAACAACUCUAAAGAUGGGAAUGGAGAAUUGGAGAAAUCAUCAUGUUUCUCUGAUUAAGGGGUUUAAUUUUUUAAGAUCUUGGGUUUCCUGUUCUGAGGCAAAGGUGACUCAAUUUAAACACAGGGAAUAUGGGGUGACAGUAUGGAUUUUAGUAUUUGCUUAGAGCAAUAAUACCUGCUUGAAAUUUGGGCAAGAAUACUAUGGACACAAGCUGAGUAAUUUUUAUGACGAAAUUACAGGAAUUGGCUUUAACAAAUAAAGAAAACUUGAAAGUCUGCUUACCACGUAUUGCAAAUUUUCUUUCCAUAUUGGAGGGGGAGGGAUCAAAACUUAAAAAAAAUCAAAUAAAAUCAGAUCCUCUAUUCUGGAGUGCUGAGGCAUAACACUCAUUAUUCCCCAGGGGUCUGUGAAGAAAAAAAGGCCAGAUAAAAGGAAAGUUGUUCCUAAGAAAUGGUUACUUACACAUCCGCUCCUUCGGACAAGGAACUCCAACCAUCCAAAAAAAGUAGAGGAUUUGUUCAUUUUUACAAAGCUUUAUUUAGUUUAAUUUCACUUUUUUUUUUCUGAUGGUCUGAAUAAUGCUACUGUUUUUGAGUAACUACAUGUUUGCAAGACUAGAACAUAUAUUCUGUUGCUUGGGGGUGUUUGUGGGGUGUUGGUGGGUUGGUUUUUACCGCAAUAGGCUAAAGAUGGCAUUUUUCUACUAUACAUUUGUCCCCUUUGGCUAGAAAGAAAACCACAUAAUACUGACUAAAUGUCAUCUAAUGUGAAUCCCCUAAUGAAUUGGAAAGGAUGAGAAACUGAAGGAUCAGCAAAACUCUCCUUAUAUGGUACAUGGAGAUUAAGAUAUUAUGGUGUUUAAGGUGAUUAACAUUGCUUAAAUCUCUUUACCGGAGUAUUAGUAGCUUGGAGAUGUAUUUUGAAAGCAGGGAAAGGGUAAGGAGAGGGAAGAACAUCUGGAAGUAAAACAUUGUGGUGUGAUAAAUUUAAUACACAUUUUGCUCUUGGUUUCUGCAGGACAGCUGAGACAAAGAAGGGAAAAGACAGCAGGCUGUGUCUACUGAUUAAGUAGCUUUUUAUUUCCAUGAAGUCAUUCAGUGUGACUUCAUUAUAACUCUGUGAAUUCAGAUUCUAGAUCCAUGUGUUAAGGGCUUUAAUAGCAGUGAGACAAUGCAACAGCCCAAGUGCUUUGUUCUACUGGUGCAAGAUUUGGAAAGACCUAUGGAAUUCCAUGGAGUUACUUGCAUGAGAUGAAUCCUCCUUUCCUGUGGCUUCUGUUUCCAAACAUUUCUAUAUGUAAGUCUUAAUGUCUGCUUGUGCAUACCUCAUGAAUCUGUAAUUCAGAAACUGUGAAACAUGUACCUGUACCUUACUGGUUUACUUAAUGCUUUUGAAUGUUGUGACCAACAGAAUAGAAUCUUCAUGCCUCAGGGUUGUCCUCUUCCUAUAUUAAAAAAGUCAGCUUUUGUUUUCUUCCUAGAGGCGUAGUGUUCAUAAUAGGGAUGAUUUUAUGCGUCUGGAUUGUAACAACAAAACAAAGUCUCAGUGGAAAAAGUGGGCACUUAAAACUAAUUACUGUAUAAUAAUAAGUAAAUAGGAAAAAAAACUAUGGUAUUCCCAUAACAGAGAGUGCUAUCGACAAAUCUGAGCCUUUAAUAGAACACGUUGUAUGGGUUUUCUUUUCCAAAUAAUUUUUAAAACAAUAGAUCCCAAGGUUUUUGUUUAUGAAAGAGAAUUAUCUCCAUCUCAAAAUAAAAUUGCCUAAUUUGAGAAAUCAGUGAUUGAAUCUAUUAAAACCAACUGAAAAUCCAUUUUUAGAUUGCACUUAAAUUAUUUUUCAAACAAUACUGGUGUAAGAAACCUCUCAUUGCUAUUUGUCCAAACAGAGAAUACUUGUUUACAAGUUACUGAAGUCAGUAGAAGUAAUAUGAUUUUGCUUUGGUUCACAAUUUAAUAUUACACUAAUUUAACACUGGAAUUAUCCUUUCACAUUAGUAUAGAUUUUUCAGAAAAUACUUCUCUCUAGGAAGUAAUAAAAAAAAAUUGAAUUAAAAUUUAAGAAUUAAUUGGAACCAUCUUAAAGCCAAAUUUUAUGUUUCCUUUGAUUUUAAUUACCUGCCUGGCUCAUUUUGGUGAUGCUGAUGUCUCUUCUGCUGAAUGUACAAUCCUCUUUUAGUUCAGAUUUGUUCUUAUGGUGUCAUUUAAGUUUUGCACAUGAGAUGCAGGUAACUUUCCUCAUGUUCCACGUGUGUCCAGAACACCAGAAUGCUGUUCAAGUAUAGCGAGGCUGAUUGUUCAAUGUGACAUGUUAGUGUUGGUAUCUCCAAACUAUUGAACUGUUUGUGUAUGAGCUGUUUUCCUGGAUGUUCUAGUAGUUAUUCCUGAAAUAAAAGCAAAACACUGCCGCCUGUCUCAACCACA